Molecule: messenger RNA, 1111 nt
Organism: Candidula unifasciata
Lineage: Eukaryota; Metazoa; Mollusca; Gastropoda; Stylommatophora; Geomitridae
Source: the annotation of a GenBank genome assembly
AUGGCUGAUCAGGAAAGUUAUGCCUCAGGAAAUGACAUUGUGGAGCAGAUAAGAAAACUGCUGGAACAAAAGGAAAAAAUUGAGAGAAGGGAGAGACAGCAACAGGAGCAGCGGUCAAAUUUAUUGAAAGAUAGUUUAUCGACUCAGCGACCUAGUAACAGCAGUGGCAGCAGAGAGGGUGAAAGGAACCAAGAGGAUAUUUCUGACAGUCUAAAUGCUUCCCUGGCUCAACUAAGAUCUUUGCAGCAAAGUUCUCUCAAUGUUUCAAAGGAAGGAGCUUUGGAUGACUCCAGGGAUAAUUCUCAAAGAUCUUCAGAUGAUGCAGAUGAUGAUAGAAUGUCAGCUGAGCAUAAGGAAGCAUUGAGAUCAAAUCGUGACAUUCUUGUUGAAAAUAUGACAGCAGAUGAUAUUUUCAAUGACCUUUUAUCAAAACGCAUUCUAUCAAAUACUGAUGUUAAUAGGAUAAAAGAAAAGAACACAACCGAAGCUAUAAAUGAGGAACUGUUAAAUGUGCUGACGAAAAGAUCAGACAGAGCAUUUCAUGUUUUUGUGGCAGCUCUCAGGCGAACUUUGCAAGGAUGGCUGGCCAAUAGGAUAGAUCCCGACUCUCAGCAGAAAAAUAAAAGAAAACGAAGAACCGGUGAGAUAGAUGUCAACUUGAACUGUGAGCAGGUAGUGCCAGCCAGUAAGAAAAGACACACUUGUUCCUGUCGUGAGGUAGAGGAACAAAUUCUCACUAUGGCUAAAGGUGCAUUUUCUCUCAUACGUCGUCGUGAUGCAUCAGCAUCCUCUUUCGAACAGUUUAAGAAGGAACUGAAACAAACAAAUGAGGCCAUUGCUGAAACCAUGGAAACUGUGAAUGCACUUAAGAUUCUUUGUCGCCAUGGUGAAAUAACUGAUAUGACAGCAGGGAGCGUGUGUUUCACCAUCUGCUGCUCGUCUUUGGCAGCUUGCCAGGCAUUGUGGGAGGCUUAUGAAUCGGGAACCUUGUUACAAGCUUUCCAGCAAGGACUGGUAACUCCAGCAUUGCUGCGGUUGUGCAAUGCCAAGCAGAUCUGCUUGUGUGUAAGAAUAUCAAGGCUAGAAUACCUCACCUGUGCCUUGGAGUUAG